Messenger RNA from Symbiodinium pilosum, 483 nucleotides. NCBI's taxonomy places the organism in Eukaryota, Dinophyceae, Suessiales, Symbiodiniaceae. The record is from the annotation of a GenBank genome assembly.
AUGCGGCCUGAUUUCGAUGAGUUGGAUUUUUCCUGGCUCGUGGUGCAACAGGUCACACCCCAUAUUCGCGCACGAUGUUCUGGGACGUCAGCCGUCGUCGUCAGCUCGACGACAAUUGAUUACAGGAGUUUGGCACGUCAUCUUGUGUCGGGCGAGGACCACGUCAUUGAAAUUGGCAGCAGUCUGGGACAUUGUACCGAAAUUCUGCAUGCCAGGGCAGCUGAUGUCCUCGGCCUCGACGUGUCAGUUGCCCAACUUGUCGAGAGCCGCAGCCGGCUUCCUGGGGUGGCUUUUGAAUUCCUAGACAUAUUCCAAGAGCAAGAUCGUCUUGCAUCAUUUCCGCAAGCGCUGCGUUGUAAUCAGGUAUUCCUGGACAUUGGCGGCGAUCGUGCCAAAGGGUGUCUGGACUUUCCAUUCUCUACGUACCGCAGGUCCUGCACGGCAUCAGUAUCGUGCGACGCUGCCUCCAAAAAGCAAGAUUGA